AACAAAAUAACAGUUUAUCGACUUACCGCUCUAUUGGCAAAGGUUCAAGAGGUGUAGCGUCAUAAAAAAAAUCCCCCAUGAGAGCGCCCUCCAGCGGUCAUACGCUCGCCCCACAUCUCCGAGACACCUCGGCGCGGAGCUGCAGAGACAAGACCAAAAGCUCCCCUUUCCCAUGAGAGACAAGGGAUUGGGACUUUUUAAAAGUACUUGAAGUGGCAUUUGGAAAAGUUUUCUGGACUGUGUGUUCUUUUUAGAGUUUGACGUGGGAAGUCAACGCGAACCUGCGCAGAACUUUCUCUUCCUCGCAGCAGCAGCGCCAUCCUUUGUGGACUAUUAUGAGCCGUAGGAGCCUGGUGGUCUUUUUGUCCAUGUGGUUAUACCUCACAGCAGUGAGUGGGACCACAGACUAUGACGGCUACAGCGACUUAGCAGAGGAGGAGGACACUACUCACCUAGACUACGACAACCUACACUGGUGUCACUCUCCUCGUCUGACCAAUGGGGAGGCGACCUGCCACUCCCCCCGAGGCCGAGCUUACCGGACCACUCAAGGCACCCGCUGCAACAUGCGCUGCGACCGAGGGUACCGACUGAUAGGCAGCAGCUCCAUCCAAUGCAUGGCCAACCGUCGCUGGUCUGGGACGUCCUUCUGUCGCAAGAUGCGUUGCCACGUGUUGCCCCUCAUCCCGCAUGGCAGGUACACCUGCACUCAAGGCUUUGUGGUGGACUCCAGAUGCGACUUCACCUGCUACCCCGGUCACCGCAUAGAGGGGGAGCACUCGCGCACCUGUCAGCAUGGGGGGACUUGGAGCGGGGCGCAGCCGGUUUGUUCAGACACGGAACCUCCAAAAAUCAAGUGUCCGCGAUCCAGAAUCAAGUUUGCAGAUCCUGGAAAACUGACUGCCAAGGUGAGCUGGGACGCCCCGGUGGCCACGGACACAGCUGAUAAAGUACUCGAUGUGAUUUUAGUGGGGCAGCAGCCAGGCACUGACUUCAACGAGGGAGCAAACGUCAUCCGCUACAAAGUGUAUGACCAAGCCAGAAACAGAGCUGCCUGCAAGUUUAUUAUCCGGGUUGAGGUGAGGAGAUGCCCCACCCUGCUCCCGCCUUUGCAUGGCUCCCUGGCCUGCUCCUCCGACAUUACUAACUAUGGAGCCACAUGCGAGUACCACUGCGAUGCCGGUUACGAGCGGAGGGGCGUGUCCAGUCGAGUGUGCCAGUUUGACCGCAGCUGGAGUGACGACGCCGCGGAGUGUAUUCCCAUGGAGAUCAAGUCCGACGUGAAAACGGCGUCAGCUCUACUGGCUCAGUUCUUCCAAAAGAGGCGGCUUCUCAUCUUGUCGGCGCCCAACGCGACCGACCCGGACUACGAGCUGCAGAAUGCCAUGAUACAAAAAACAGACUGUGGAUUGGAACUGCGACACGUGACGCUCAUCGAGCUGCUGGGCUCGCCGCCUCAUGAGACGGGCCGCAUCAAGGAAAACAAUCUGACCUCGCAAGUUGUGGAUGAGUUGAGGCAAACAUUCAGAAUCUCCAGGUCUUACUUCAGCAUGGUGCUGGUGGACAAGCUGGGGCUAGAUCGAGAGCGCUUCAUUAUCCCGAUGGCGUCGGAGGAGCUCUUCUCCUACAUUGACAGCUUUGAGCUGGAUGAGGAAGAGCGAGAGAGUCUGGAGCGCCACAGAGACCUCUGUGACUAAUUAAAAGGACAGUGAUGAUCUCAUCAGGUCAUAUGAGGAGGAAAAGGUGGGCAGAACAAGCCAGGAUGGACGCAGGUCAGGAGGAACAUGACAGGAACUUGUGUAGUUUAUGCUAGUAAAGUGCUUUCUGUAUCAUCAGUUGAGAGGCCGCAAUACAAAGUAGAGAACCAUCUUAUCAGUAAUACACUUGUUUUUUUUUUUCUUUUAUUCAAAUGAAAAAUAAAAAGUAAAACUGCCAAAUGUAGAGUGGUCAGAUGACUUAAGGGCUCUCAAGCUGCUGAAAUAAUCAAUAAUGUUCUGUGUUUUGUCAAUAUUUAUUGGCUGAACAGGAUCACCAAGGCAACUUUGAGACACACAAGUUAAAAUGUAAUCUGAAUCAGCAAAACAUGUUUAUAAACAAAUUCUGUGUAAUAUUGGCAAAAAUCAGCGAUGGCUAUAUAAAAGAUGGAAAUAAACACAAUUUACUUUGUGUAUUAUGACAUAGCAAAUUGAACUCAGCUGUACAUGAUUAGAGCUAUUUCUGUGCUGUGGGCUUGUGAACUGCAGAAAUUAAAAACAAAAUAAGUGUCAGUGUUCCGAAAAUCCAGAGUUGAGUAUUUCUUUGGUACAUUUUCAUCAGAAACGUGACAACAUGUGACGUUUGACAACCCCAGUGUCUCCUUACAGCCAAUCAGCUGUGUGUACUGUCAUGUCACGGGAAAGUCACAUUUCUGGUCCCAUCAUGUUGCAAAAAAUAAAUGUAUAAAACACAAUAAAAUUGUUUCAGAUGCGAAUACUUGACCCCCUUGAAAGAUCCAGAUGGAUGUUCAAGAGGGGCGUCCUCAUUUUGUCUUCUUUUUCCUCAUAGUGGCACGCAAGGGGAGACUGCCCUCUGCCCAGGAGUCGGGGUACUGCAUCAUCUUCUGCCACAGACUAACUUCUUCUCCAACUGAAUCCAUCUCCACUUCAUCGUUUCCCAUUUUUAUAGUGCCUGAAGUUCAGACAAGGGCACAGAUGGUUAAAUUGGGAAGCAAAAUAAAUUUUACUGCCACACAAAAGGUUGUAAAUGACUGUUUGAGCUCUUCCUUCGAGGAAGAUUGAUUCUCACAUUUGGUGCUCAUAACAGGCUCUAGAAGCACAUAUUGCUCUUAUAUCAUCAUCUUUAAAAAGUAGUUUUGCAUAAUAGGUUACCUUUAAUGAGUGGCCGCGAGGCCUUCUCUGCUGACCCAAACACUACCAGAAGCACUGACUUACAUUUACAACAUAAAUUCUAGUAUUUGUGCGAUGACUGUUCAUUUUAUUCCCAACAGUCUACUAUUUUCAUUUAGUAGCGUGUCUCUUGGCUGCCCUGCUUCCAGUGCGUGUGUGUAUGUCAUGUGUUGCCAUGUCUAAUACGCCCAGGGCCUUCAGAAUCUGUACUGCUGGCACAAGUCACAACACUAUUAGCAUAGGGGCUGUUCCUUAACCAAUCAGAUUUCAGAUUUGCCUCACAGCAGACGUACAGUAAAGUCACCUUUUUUGUCCUCUGUCUGAAAGUCACACUCUGUGUUAUGCAGUGCGCUUCAAUGCUUCAUCACAUGAACAAUGCAAUGCUUAAUUGAUCCUGUUCUGACAGACAGUAUGAACCAAUACGUGAGUUUCGAGACGAUAAAGGGUUAUCUGUGUUUAUUACUUUAGUAAUCAUGGUAUUAACCCCCAAUUCUGGAAUGCCACACACUGUUGUAUUGCAUUUUUGUAUAUUAUUGAUGGUUUGUGUAAUUGUGACGUGAUAGUGGUGGGUACUAGUAGGUGGAUUAUGUUGCUUUCAAUCCCCACUGAAGUCUCAGGGACAAAAUUCACCACCCGCCACUGCCUUUAAUAUAUUUGUCCAUCAUGAAGUGCCGCCCUGAAGU
This is a messenger RNA of Dunckerocampus dactyliophorus (ringed pipefish), 3568 nucleotides long. RefSeq names its product sushi-repeat containing protein X-linked 2 (gene srpx2). The record is from RefSeq and is a predicted model, not a curated record. The transcript has 10 exons. Lineage: Eukaryota; Metazoa; Chordata; Actinopteri; Syngnathiformes; Syngnathidae. The coding region runs from base 336 to 1697 and encodes 453 amino acids.